CUUUCUGCAGAGGGGAUCUGUAACAUGACAAUGGACUCCAAUGGAUCGAUGACGAUGCCCAUGUCCGACCCCAACGCCUGGGCGACAGCCAUGAACAACCUGGGGAUGCCUCCCAUCGGGAUCAGUGGACAGCAACUCAUGCCAGAUUUCGAUCCCAGCCUUGGCAUGAUGGGUGGAAUCACCCCCAUGAAUCCCAUGAUGCCCGGCCUCGGUAUGGUGUUCAAUCCCCUCUCCCAGGAUCUGCCAGUUGUCAAGGAGAUCAUCCACUGCACAACCUGCACCCUCUUCCCCCCCAACCCCAACCUCCCCCAACCUGCCACGAGAGACCGCCCUCCGGGUUGUAAGACGGUGUUUGUCGGCGGCGUGCCGGAGAACUCCAACGAGCAGCUCAUCGUGGAGGUCUUCGGGCAGUGUGGGGAAAUCGUCGCCAUACGCAAAAGCAAGAAGAACUUCUGCCACAUCAGAUUUGCUGAAGAGUUCACUGUGGACAAGGCUCUUUUCCUGUCGGGUUACCGUAUCCGUUUGGGCUCCAGCACAGACAAAAAAGACUCGGGCCGCCUCCACGUGGACUUCGCCCAGGCCAGAGACGACCUGUACGAGUGGGAGUGUCACCAGCGCAUGUUGGCCAGAGAGGAGAGGCACCGGCGCAAAAUAGAGGACGAUCUCUUCCGACCCCCCUCUCCUCCUCCCAUAGUGCACUACUCCGACCAUGAGAGCAGCCAGCUGGGAGACAAGAUCAAAGAUGAUGGCAAGUUUCCUGAAGCAGUGCAUGUGCUGUUGACCUGGCUGGAGAGAGGAGAAGUCAACCGAAGGAACGCCAAUAACUUCUACUCCAUGAUCCAGGCGUCCAACGGCCACAUCCGCCGGCUGACGGGCGAGAAGAGUCAGCAUGAGAAGGAGGUGGAAGAGGCCAAAGACAAGUUCAAGAUCGCUCUAGCCGGCAUAGUUGGUCAAUUUGAACAGAUUGUGUCUGUAUUCCAAGCUGCUUCCAAACAAAAGGCAUGGGACCAUUUCACCAAAGCGCAGCGCAAGAACCUGGACAUGUGGCGCAAACAAGCAGAGGAGAUCAGGAACAUGCACAGCGAGCAGCUGAUGGGUAUACGGCGAGAGGAGGAGAUGGAGAUGUCGGACGAUGACAUGGAGGACCCCCCCGACAGCAAAGACUCUGAGGACUCAGGUAUGCAAAUGUUGUCGGUUCAACGCUUCUGUCAACAUCACAGGCCAAGCAGUGAUCCAGAUCUUCAGAGGAGGCAGCUGUGUUUGACUGAAAUGACAGUAAUCAUCCCCCAAGCAUCUGACAACCAGCUGACAACUCCACAUGAAUAAAAAACAGAUUCAAAGUACAUCAAGAUGCUGACACCACUCACGCUUACUGAGUUGAUGUUAAACAUGACUA
Molecule: messenger RNA, 1396 nt
Organism: Notothenia coriiceps (black rockcod)
Lineage: Eukaryota; Metazoa; Chordata; Actinopteri; Perciformes; Nototheniidae
Product: ecto-NOX disulfide-thiol exchanger 2-like
Exons: 7
Coding region: 25-1326 (433 amino acids)
Biological process (GO): ultradian rhythm
Cellular component (GO): plasma membrane; external side of plasma membrane
Molecular function (GO): oxidoreductase activity; RNA binding
Source: RefSeq, a predicted model, not a curated record